This is a messenger RNA of Clarias gariepinus (North African catfish), 818 nucleotides long. It is a transcript of the gene msgn1, whose product is annotated as mesogenin 1. Bases 262 to 726 code for a protein of 154 amino acids. Gene Ontology annotation, biological process: regulation of transcription by RNA polymerase II; mesoderm formation. The record is from RefSeq and is a predicted model, not a curated record. Lineage: Eukaryota; Metazoa; Chordata; Actinopteri; Siluriformes; Clariidae. Gene Ontology annotation, cellular component: nucleus. Gene Ontology annotation, molecular function: RNA polymerase II cis-regulatory region sequence-specific DNA binding; protein dimerization activity; DNA-binding transcription factor activity, RNA polymerase II-specific. The transcript has a single exon.
AGUCACUUCUCACAAAAGGGAAAUCUAAUUAUUUUCUUUUCUCAGCCGCAUUAGCCGCUCAUUCACACCUGGUCGACAACGAACCUGCUUCUCCUGACGAGAGAGAGGAAAAAAAAAGGAGAAGAAGUCGCACUUGUUGACACUUGAGCUUUCUUUGAACUUCACCAAAAGCUGUGAGCUCGUAAACCAGCCAUGAGCCUGUGCUGGUAUAAAACACACCCUCACCUCACCUGAGUGGACCCAACACACAAACUCACACAGAUGGACGGUGCAGAGGUUAAUCAGUUGACCGCUAAACUUCUGGUGCAGUGGGACUGGAGGACAGACACCCAACAUUUCGAGGAGCAAAGCAACACCAUGAGACAUGGAUAUUCCUUACCUGCAUCCUCUGGCUCUCCUUGCUCUCCGUGUUCUUCCUCAUCAUCAUCCUCCUCCUCAUCUUCUCCAGAGGCUCCGGGGGAAAUUUUCUCGGAUUAUUCGUACCAUGCCAGAAAGGCUGCGCAGACGUCGAAACCUUCUAGACCCAAGAUGUCGACGAAGAGGCGCAUGAAGGCGAGCGAGAGAGAGAAGAUGCGCAUGAGGAGUUUAGCUGAAGCUCUGCAUCAGCUCCGGGAUUACCUGCCUCCUGUCUACAGCCGCAGAGGACAACCACUGACCAAGAUCCAGACUCUCAAGUACACCAUCGAGUACAUAAAGCAGCUGUCGGAAAUCCUCAGCCAAGAAUGAACCGACGCCGACUCUGACACAGAGAUGUUCAUGGACACUGGUCAUUAUUUUAAUUCAGCUUGUAUUUUGGGUGACUAAAAACGUUCUUUGUA